ACUAAACACAUUGAAGUUCGAUAUCAUUUCAUUCGUGAUUUAGUCCAGGAUGGUAAGAUUCACCUUGAUUUUAUUAGAACAGAGAGUCAAUGGGCUGAUAUCUUUGCUAAACCUUUGCCAGGUGAUCAGUUUCUACAUAUCAGGUGAGAAUUAGGGCUAUUCUCUCUCCAGGAUCUGCCUAAUUCUCAGUAAAUCAUUCUCUUACUUCUUCUGCCCUCUAAUUGAUCCUUCUUUCCUUUUCCUGAUCUGCUAAUGGAUUCUAAUCCUUCUGGAAACUUACCAUGUUCCCUCUCGUCUUCCCUAUAAGAACCUCAGACUUUGGGAUCCUUCAGUCACUCAUCCUCGUUCCAAUCACAACCAUCUUUUCUCAAAACAUAUCAUUAUCUCCAUCAUGGUGCUCAACAAUCCUCAACUCCAUCCUGCUGUUACCUUCUCCAACAAGGUAUUCAGAAAGGAUAAAGAGUUCUCUCGAUAUGUACGACGUUUUCGUGAUCGUGCUAUCUAUCCUUCCUUCACCAUCCAACCGUCUGCCUUUUCAAUGUACGACAUGGAUAUAUCUGCCUUGAUUCGCAACCUUGGUUGGGAGUCUUUGUUUGAAGAUCAACGGUUCACCUAUUGCCCCGAGGCUGUGAGGUUGUUCUAUGUGAACCUCAAACGUGGAUCUGGCCCUGACCUUUAUUCCUUCAAAACCACGGUAGGAAACCUUGAGAUCACAGUCACUGCUGACCUGCUUGCCAGUGAACUAGGGUUGCCACACAACGGCCUCAAGGCAGGUGAUGAUGGGCAAUUUCAUGACUACAAUUUCGACUACCAUCAUGUCCAUAACUCACUGCCUAUCAGCUAUGCAUCCAUGGUCUUCUGCCAUCUUGUCAAAUAUGGAGAUGACAAUUAUGAUGGCUGGUUGCCUCUGGCACCUCUCAUCACCCAGCUGCUUAGGAAGCUAGGUGUUGAUCUUCGUGACAAGGUCACACUCUGGAACGUUCAUGAUGACCUGAAAACGCAACAUGUUCUAGCUCGUCUUGACGCCAGCGUUGGACCCCGCAAGCCUGUCACUGGCUCAGGGGGAGAGGUUGCUGCUUUGGUCAAAGCUCUAGUGUCUGCUGCUGAAGUGGUUGUCGACCACGAACUAACUGGUUUCUCCAGUGAAAAUCUUAAAGGGAAGCGGAAGAUCCCCGUAACUACUCUAACAUCUAUGUCCACUCGGUUGAAACUCCUCAGAGAUGGAGGGGGAGAAAGCUCAUCCAGUAUCAGGGAGGAGGACGAAGCCGUCGAAGAACUUGAAGAAUUUGGGGAUAUCUCAUAUUAUGACUCCCCUCCUCACUAUCCCUUUUAGACUUAGUCUUAAGUCUCUUUUAGAAUUCUGUCUAGUUUCUAGGUCUAAGUUAUCUAGAACAAAAAGCAGCCCUAGCUGUUCCCUGUACUGCUUCUCAAUUUCUCUAAUGAAUAAAGUUGCAUCUUGAGUAGAAAUUGAAUCCUUUUUGUAGAACAGGCUGCACCGAUUUGUUUGCUGAGUUGAUGCAGGUAUAUUCUGAAGGCACCAGUUAAGGAGCCAUUGACAAGCUUAGGGGGAGCAUGUUGAAGGAAACUCGGUCAAUGGCCUUGAUCAAGCAACUCAAACGGUACAAAUGAGUGAUUUGGAAAGAAAUCAAGACGUGAUACACUACCAUUUGUACUCCCAAGUCAAAGAUAGAAAGUUCCUAAAAGAGACGUUGAAGAAAACAGAAGUAUAAAGGGAUGGAUCAUGG
Molecule: messenger RNA, 1745 nt
Organism: Linum trigynum
Lineage: Eukaryota; Viridiplantae; Streptophyta; Magnoliopsida; Malpighiales; Linaceae
Source: the annotation of a GenBank genome assembly